Molecule: messenger RNA, 2731 nt
Organism: Labrus mixtus (cuckoo wrasse)
Lineage: Eukaryota; Metazoa; Chordata; Actinopteri; Labriformes; Labridae
Gene: polg2
Product: polymerase (DNA directed), gamma 2, accessory subunit
Exons: 8
Coding region: 336-1700 (454 amino acids)
Biological process (GO): mitochondrial DNA replication
Cellular component (GO): mitochondrion; cytoplasm
Source: RefSeq, a predicted model, not a curated record
CGGGGUUAUGUGCCACAUGUGUUUCCUGUGAAUUUCAAACUUGUUGUGAGACAUGAGAUACUUACAGAUUUACUGCAAGGACAACUACAUUUUAUCUUUAUCUAUCUUAUAUGAACCUACACACGCUAACACUUCCGGUGUUCCACAUGUAUGAUUUUCUCUUUGAUGAGAAUCAUCACUUGACCAGACCAAUGCCUUUGUGAAACUUUAACUCUGCUUCGUUUACUGUUUGUGACAGUGUGUGACCCGUAGUGAGGUGUCGGAUUUGCACCCUCGCUGCAAUAGACGAUCUUUGCACCCUCGUUGCAAUAGACGAUCUUUGCAGGCUCUUCACCAUGCUGACUCUCUGCGUCAGAAACGUCCUGUUCACAAGAUUCCCGUCCCAGAGCAGCAGCGACGCUCUGCAGCUCACUGUGAGACCCUGCAGCUCAUCCAGGGGUCAGGAGGAGGACCUGCACCAGGCCAGGACUCUGCUGCGGCUCUGCGUGGACAGGUACUUCCUCUCACCUGGUGAAGCCAACAUGGAGCUGUUCCGGCGCGGGAUGAGCUGCAGGUACGGACCUCUGGGCACCGAGCUGAGGAGAAACCUGCUGGAGCAGUGGUGGCACUCUGUGAGCCGGACCACAGCUCAGGUGUUUGGGAUAAACACCCUGAGUAGCAGCAGCGGGGACACAGCCACAGGUGCUCCAAGAAAACUGAACAUUGUUGAGAAUGAACAUAUCAAACAAAUAUUGGAAGACAAAGAACUGAGUAAGGAUCUGCUCAUCCAGAAGAUACAGAUGCUCCUUCAGAGAUCACCGACUGGAAGAACAAGCUGCCUUCAAGGUGCCUUGGAGCAGUUUGUUCCUUCGUUGGAGCUGGUGAACAGGAAGCUGCCUUUUGGCCUGGCAGAGACUGGUCUGUGUUUUCAGCCCUCAGGUGGCUCUGGUUGCCCCGGUGAGGUCACUCGGGCGUCUCUGGUUUGGUUCUGCUCGGCUCGUACCUCCUCUCAGUGGCUGGAUCACUGGACGAGACAGAGGCUGAAAUGGUGGAGGAAAUUCGCCCUGUCUCCGUCAGACUUCAGCAGUAGCGACGUGCCCGGGGAGGAGCUGGAGAAGGCGGCGUCCCGCGGGGUGAGGAUCAUCUACAGCUUCCCGUGGGGGGAGGAGACGCUGGAGACGCUGUGGAACCGAGGAGACGCUGAGCUGCUGCGGACACACGGAGGAGAUCGCUCCAAACUGCAGUGUCGAGACGGCCGGAAGUCAGUCCCUCACGUCAUCUCUGUAAGCGCCAACGUGGACCGUGGAGCGCUGGCUUUUCUAUCCAACUCGCUCCAAAUGCUCAAGAAAGAAGACAGCCGACAGAGGCUGCAGCAGAGGAAGGUUCUGAAGCUGCAUCCAGUGCUGGCUCCGGUCAAAGUGGCUUUAGAUAUUGGCAGAGGAGCGUCUGUGGAGCUGAGACAGGUUUGUGAAGGGCUGCUGAAGGAGUUCAUGGAGGCAAAGAUCUCGACGUGGCCCGGGUAUCUGGAAACAUCAGCGGGGCAGCUGAACGCAAAGUAUGACGAGAUGGGCGUGCUUUUCACCAUGGUGGUCAACGAGAACACGUUGGAGAGCGGCCUCCUUCAAGUCCGCAGCAGAGACACCACCGUCAGAGAGACGAUGCACAUCUCUGAGAUCAAGACGUUCCUCUCCAGAUAUGUAACCGCUGCCGACAACGUCUGAGGGAACAAACCCUUUGUUUGGGCAACUCAACAGAGCUUCAGGAUACUGUGGGGGUUGGCACCAUACCGGAUUUUAGACGAGGCGAUACUAGAAAACAUCCAACGAUAUCAAAAACUAUUCUGAUACCAUGGCAACAAACAUGGAUGUCCUACUGCUGAAUCCAGAUGUGUGUGCGGUCCUUUUUACUGAAGUCAGUGUGUGUUCUUCCUCUGGCUCCGCUCUGCUCCGUCUCAGCUCCGUCUGUGCAGAUUCCUCUGCAGCAGACACACAAGGCUUCUGUUUGUGCAGGAUGCCGGAGCACGGAGCAUCAGUUUACCACAGGGCACAUCGAGCGGGACAGGAAGUCAGACACAGAAACAACAUUAAAACAUCCGGUUUAUUUUGCGAGUUAAACACUGAGGUUGGGUUAGGCACUCAAUGUUGGAGAAUUUCCGGUUAUUAAUUACCAAAAAACUGCAAGCAAACUCCUGCACAUUGUCUUUAUUCAGUAAAAAUAUGUUAGACAUUGUCGCCUUCAGAAGAGUUGAGCAGACACACAUCAUGACAUUUAACUCAGUGGUAAGUAAAAUCAAGUUCUUUUUCUGGAGAGCUCAACUGACCUCUCAUCAUCUCAGGAUUACAACGCUGAUUCUCCAGUGAUAACGAGGUCAUUGCAGCUUUGUUAUCACAGGAAAAGAAGUAUUGUUACCCUGAGACAAUGAGAUAAAUAGGUCAAAAUGUAAAAAUGAACACAGUAGUGUUAUCUCGAGAAAACAGAUUUAAAAGAGAGUUCUGCUUAGUGUGUCUGUACCUCCUCAGCUCUGUGUGUUUGUAAGAGACGUAAAGUUUGAGUCUUUGUGAGACGCCUAAAGGACUUGAGAAACAUCCGUACCAGCAGUCUAGGAUUUAAACAGAUCAUUGGCUUUGUCUCAUCUUACAGCCUCCUCUCAAAGCUCAGUUCUCAUGUUUUUAUAAUGAGUGGUCAGGUCCAUGUCGCUGACUGAAUUCUGAUGCUUUUUAUUAAUUUAUAUUAAACGUUCUCUUUGAUAUUA